Molecule: messenger RNA, 2382 nt
Organism: Penicilliopsis zonata CBS 506.65
Lineage: Eukaryota; Fungi; Ascomycota; Eurotiomycetes; Eurotiales; Aspergillaceae
Exons: 4
Coding region: 1-2382 (793 amino acids)
Biological process (GO): DNA-templated transcription; regulation of DNA-templated transcription
Molecular function (GO): DNA binding; carboxy-lyase activity; DNA-binding transcription factor activity, RNA polymerase II-specific
Source: RefSeq, a predicted model, not a curated record
AUGCCCGCCUACCCCAUCCGACGCAGGCCACGCGAGUGCAAAACCUGUCUCCCAUGCCGCGCCAGCAAGGUGCGCUGCGACCGUAAUGUCCCCUGUGGCAACUGCGUCAAGCGCGGCCAGCCCAACAGCUGUACCUACGGCGUACCCCCGCCGUCCCUGGUUACCACCACCACCACCUUGCCUACCAGACCGAACACCACCACGACGACGACAGCGACAGUGACUUCUUCGGUUUCUUUCCCGCAUGCUCAUCUUCCUCCUCAUCCUCCUCCUCCCUCGGCUCAGUCAUAUUACUCGUCUGCGCGGUCGUCGCUGUUUCUAGAUGGAGUCUCGUCGGCUGCCGUUGACCCGGACACCCUCCAUGAUACCCCGGAUACGGUCAAUCUGGCUCAGGGGGAAUGGGACGAAAUCUGUUCGAAGAUGGUCGCCAUGGAGCAGAUCCUCGCUAGUCUGCAAUCGCUGUUUGACAGUCACUCGCGGCGUGAUGGAAUGUCUUCUGCUGCAGCGGCCUGGGACCCACGUAAGGACUCACGCUCGCCGCAGGCCGAGGGCGUGUACGGCGCCAACGUGCUCAACACGGGCGCGGUGCAUCUGGGGUCACGCGCCGCCCUGGUCGAUAUCCUCAACAGUGCCAAAACCUCCGAGGCGAUCGCCCAGGUGCUUCCCAAGGACGAUCUUCUCGCUGAUCUGGCCCUGGGCAAUGAGGCGGCUAGUUAUCCCUUUGUUGAUCUGUGGUCUUCGGAUCCGCUGGGCUUCAAUCUCGCCGCUGUCGUCGCCGUUCUCCCUGAUGAUCACAAAUGUCGCAGAUUCUUCGGUUUCUACAAGGAUAUCGGUGCCGUCCUAUACCCCGUCCUAUACGAUGUCCCUGCCGUCGAGCUUAGCAUGAACCGGCUACUACACAACCGCAUGAUGGCGGGCGGGGUCUACAAGCCCGACGCGACGGGGCUCGUCAAGCCGUUCGGCAUGAAUCUGGCUUUCCUGAGUCUUCUCUUCGCCCUUCUCGCCUCGGGCUGUCAAUUAUCGGACCUGCCUGGUAGCGAGCGCGAGCUAACCUCGUGGGUGUACAUCUCCUGUUCCUAUCAGUGUCUUCGGAUGAUAAACUACGUCUCGAACCCCUCGAUGGAAGUGAUCCAGGUCCUGUUGAUUAUCAGUAACGUCUUGUCAUAUAAUAUGAAUGCGGGAGCGUCGUAUACCCUGCUAGGCAUGACGGAACGGAUGUGCAUGGUGCUCGGACUGCACGUCGACUCGACCAAGUUCUCGCGCACCGAGCAGGACAUCCGCCGGCGGGUGUGGUGGGCAAUGGCCUUCCAGAACAGUCACUUCUCCCUUGCGUAUGACCGGCCGUCGAUCACCAUGGUCAGUCAGCCGGAGAUCCCCUACGACCGCAAAUCGAUGCCCGGGUGUCGGUCGUAUUUCGAGACGCUGUGCCGCGUCGUCUCGCUGGCGCUCGAGGUGAUGCGGUCGCGCAUGCACCCGGGUCACUUCCACACGCGCUACCACGAGAUCCGCGAAUACAAGCAGCGCCUGCAACGUAUCCUGGCCGAGACGACGCCGCACCUGCGGUCGCGUGAGCACUGCACAACCCUCGCCGAGCACAUCGAACGCAUGGAGCUGCGGCUGCAUUCAUCCUACCUGGUCUCGGUCCUGUGCCGUGUCUCGCUCGACCCGAGCGCCCACAUGGACGAGCAGCGCCGCGCCCUCAUCCGCGAGGAGUGCCUGGCCAGUCUCGUAGGCACCAUCGAGGCCUUUGUCGAGCUGCACUCCAUCAGCUCCCACAGCUCGCGUUCCUGGAUCAGUCUGCAGCGAACCAUCGCCUCGGCCUUUCUGCUCGUCGCGACCGAACAGGGCCAGAACCACCCGCAGACCUGGGCCCUCAUCGACAAGCUCGAGCGCGUCCUAGCCGACCACGUCCAUGCUGACGGCGAAGCUCACCACAAUAACCGCACCGAUUCGGCCAAACAUCUCGCUUCUUCUCUGCGGUCGCUGCGCGAGGUCAGCGCUGCCUUUCGAGCGAGGAAGCCUCCUCCUCCUCCGCCUCAACAUUCUACUCCUCCUCAUCCUCCUCAACAUUCUACUCCUCCCCUUCAUCCUCCCCAUACAGCCCCCCAACCAUCUUUAUUACCACAAUCGGUGGUUUCCCCCGUAUCCUCAGCACCCUUAGUACCCCCCGUAUCGAUAUCCUCAGUACCAUCUGUCCCCACCACCAUGUUUUCCCCACCUAGUGUGCUGUUCCCCUCCCCCGCUGCGACGGAUGGAAGCCCCGCGACAACCACAGCAAUGGUUCAGCCCUCGAUCGGCGAGUGGGAAAUGCGCAGUAUCCUCGACCAGGUGUCGGAUGUCAUGCGGUUUCCUCCCAUCCCGGGCAAAACGUCUCCUGUAUAG